Molecule: messenger RNA, 681 nt
Organism: Xenia sp. Carnegie-2017
Lineage: Eukaryota; Metazoa; Cnidaria; Anthozoa; Malacalcyonacea; Xeniidae
Product: nuclear pore membrane glycoprotein 210-like
Exons: 5
Coding region: 72-452 (126 amino acids)
Cellular component (GO): nuclear pore
Source: RefSeq, a predicted model, not a curated record
UUCAAUCUGACGAAGUAAAGUUAUUGGUGAUUGAUAACUUAAUAAUAAUUCCAUCGAGAGAUGUCUACAUUAUGAUAAAUACUGCUGUCAAAUACACAGUCAAAAGAUUUCGACAAAACUCUAUGAUAGAUGUCGAAAUGCCGUCAACACAAUUUGAGUUUGUUCUCAGCAAUACAACUGUUGCAGUUCUUCAUGAACCAUCAUCUAAUGUUAUUUGUCGUGUUCUUGGUUAUACACAAGUUACCCUCGUUGAUAAAAACAUGAAAGAUCAAAUAUCUACAAGACAACCAACAGCUUAUAUUUAUGUUGAUGAACCUCAUCUAGGAUUUUCUAUCACUUCUGGCGAUGUUUGGAUCUUAGAAAGUAAACGUGAAUAUUUUGUCACAGUGAACGUCUUUGACAAACUUAAUCAUAAACUUUAUGUUGGUGGUAACAUUCAAAUCACAACUUAAUUUCCAAAAUCGCAUUUCGAUGUUUCUUAUUCAUCUGAUAAUGGAUCGUAUCAUGAGACGAAGACGUUGACCAGUGGGAAAAUAGUGCUGCGUGCUGUACUAUCUAAGAUUACGUCAAUUAUCACUGGAGAAACUGCGGUCCUCGAUACUCCCGUACGUGGUAAACAUGAUGUUAUUAUUUAUAAUCCUGUCACCGUGACACCUGCUGUUUUGGCAUUUCCAUGGAUAC